UUAAUUCCAAAAUCAAAUUAAGUUGGAUUUCGAAUUCGGAGAGAAUCGCCCGCCUGAAAUCAUGGCGGCCUCAUCACCAGCCAAGAGCAACAGCGCCGACGUCUCCGCGCCGCCCUCCUCUAAGAGCCUCCGCGGCCUUAACAAACCCAAGUGUAUCAAGUGCGGCAACGUGGCGCGUUCUAGAUGUCCGUACCAGUCAUGCAAGAACUGCUGUGCGAAGGCACAAAAUCCUUGUCAUAUACAUGUAUUGAAAGGAAACUCAUCCUUUCCGGACAAACCGUCCUCUACCAGCUCUCCUCUCUUUGACCAGCAAUCGUCUGAAACAUCUCAUUCCGGGAGUUUUCACAGACUUCGCCAACUUUCUAACAACUUUGCGCAGUUCAGUAACUUACAGACCUCAUUUCGGUCGAGGAAGCCAUUGACCAAAAAGGAUGCACAAGUCAUCAAUGAAUGGAGGUUCUCGAAGUUGAAAGAAUUUAGGGAUGGAAAUAUUGAAGCAGAGAGUGAAGCUUUUGACCGAUACAUGCAAAAUGUUGGUUUACUGGAAGAGGUUUUCCAGGUGAACUCUGAGUUUAAUGAGCAGUCUUCUGGUGAGAAGUUUGAUUCCAAUGGUGAGAACAAUGAGAGAAUGGUUCAUGACUUGAAGUCGAAGCUAAGAUCAAAUCCAGCAACAACUGAAAACUUGAGAAAAAGGAUUCAACACAUUGUAAAUCAAGCAUUGAAGAACGUAGGAAAGCCAGAUGACAUCAGUGAUACAGAAGGAGUGGGAAGAACUACCAAAAAGAUAAAGUCUUUGCAGGGAGAGAAAGCAACAGCCUUAACUGAUCUCAUUGACAAAUUAAAUAAAGCACGAAAUGAGGACGAACUGAAAGCGUGUUGGGAGAUGGCGUCUCAGGUGUUUCAGUGGAAUGCGAAAAAGAGCGAAGCGGAAGCUACAGGUGACUCUCCUAGGCCUAGCAAGGAAAAUGAUGAUUCCUAUAUCCAUUUUCCCCCAACAAAAUGGGUGAAUCCAGUCACAGUUGAUCAACAAGCUCUUUGCAGAAUCGAUGCACAAUUUUCUUCCCUUGAGGAGGUACAAGAUUUGUAGGCUGAGUUUGUUUGUUUUCAUGCAGAUUGUACACUAGCUGAUAGAUGGUUAAUUGCAAUGAAUUUAGUGUAAAAUGCCCAAGUGGGAUGUUUUAAUUUCUUGAAUUUAGCCAAUAAACUAGAAUUAAGAUUUGAUUUU
Molecule: messenger RNA, 1225 nt
Organism: Salvia hispanica
Lineage: Eukaryota; Viridiplantae; Streptophyta; Magnoliopsida; Lamiales; Lamiaceae
Source: RefSeq, a predicted model, not a curated record